AUGAUCAUUGAGACUGCCGCAGAAUACGCCAUUCCCGGCCAGUUUCUUCUCUCAACUGAUUGUUUCCUCUUAGUCUAUGCUGUCAAUGCCGGUGUUGCAACAGUUUCACUUUAUACUUACCCGGCGCAAUUACACAAAAGAGUGGUGCUAAUGGCUUGUCCGAGUCUUACGGACAUUGAAGCUUCCUGGGAUCCUGAGACCAAGCAAAUAGACAUUUUAGUCCAGACAACUCGAGAACGAGCCUAUUUUGUUUGCGGCAAUCUUAUCUGUCCGCACAAGGACCACUAUCUAGAAGGAAGUGUCUGGGUCAAAAACUGCUCCGAAACAAAAGCACCGCGACCUUGUAUCUACAGCCACGGCCAAAAGAUAUGCACUUUGCGCGAUCCGGUCGAUGCCUUUUACUACGACUCACUAGACAUGGCUCUGUAUACCUUUGCUAAUGAGCGAGUGACCAAGUACACCUUGUUUAGUAUUGAAAAGGUGCAGCCAAGAGGGGUGUGUUUACUCUCCCCUGAAAGAAUGCGUGUCUUUUUGCCGGGUAAACAGUACUCCAUGCCAAUUCAGUAUUCAUUGGCCACAAUUGCUUCAAUUCGGGACAACAAUGGAGCGAUUGAUGCUUUGCUGUCCUGCAAUGACUUAGUUAUGCAUGGCAACCAGUUUAAGAAGUACCCAUCGGGUUUCUCACCGGACAAGGCCUGGAACACUCCGACCUUGAUCUACUUACACUCCUCAUACACGCGACAGCUUGUGGUGCUUAAUCGCGGUCUUGAAAUUGAGUAUGAACUGGUGGUUGAGAACGUGUUUGUGACCGAAAAGUAUGUGUUUAUCUCUAAGAAGGACAAGUGUGUGGUUCAUUACACAGCUGACUUUAAGUACGCUUUCUAUUUAACUGGUCUUGAGAUAAGCGAUGAGGUGAUUGAUAUCGAGGCUAAAGAGAAUGUGCUGAGUGUGCUGAUGCAAAAACGACUGGCCAAGAAGGGGACUCCCCUUUUUUCUCUCUUCUUAUCAGAGUUCGGCCUCCCUGAGAAGAAGAAGCGGCUACGCAUUCCGGUUUUGGUCGAAACUGCUUCUUUAUAUGGCACAACAGUCUACACUCUAUCUGAGGAGAAGAAGUCUUCGCUAUUUAUUACAACAGGACUCCGCGAUGUGUCUACUGCCCGGACGCCCAAAGAGAGUUUGACCCUUGGCUUGGCUGGUAGUUUUAUUCUAGUUCUAUUCCGAGAAACACUUCUGUCCUUUCCCGUCGCUGCGGUUGAGUCGCCCUUUUUCUGGACAAAUAAGACUGCUCUCCAGGGUGCUCCUAUUCGGGUCUAUGCAACAGCGGGCUCAAUUGAGUUGUUGUCUGAUAAGCUUACUACAGUUUGUUUCUUUCCUGUUCUGAUUAUGCUGCAUUGUAAAGGACUUAUACCUGGUGAUCUCUUAUUUGACCUCUAUGCAACCCAGCCGGAGUUUGUUACUAGUCUAGAGAAGACACUUUUCCAUUUCCUGAAUACGGACGAUAUUGAUGGCGCCCUAGAUCUUCUGGACAGUAUCAAGUCGCACUCAAGCGGUAUCUUUGAAGAGACAGUUUCGGCAAUGAUUCGACUACUUGAUGAGACCAACUUAGAAAAACUCUAUGCUAUCUUUAGUGCCGAGGACGCCAAGGCGUUUAAAGACCCGCUAGCACUUAGCCGGGUUCUUCUUCAUGACUCGUCCCUUUUCCCUAAGUUUCUUGAUGCAUCUAUCCAGCAGAAGAAGGAAUCUCGAGUAAUUGAGGUCAUUUCAUUCUUCGCCAAGUUAUCACUACCUACUUUCCAUGAAGAGAUGCUAUCCCUUCUCUUACAACGCAACAUGUUCUAUGCCGCCGGGUUCCUACUAUCCAACACCCAAGACACUCUGCAAGCAAGCAUCGAUUGGCCCGCCAGCCCCGAUACUAGCAACCUGGCCAAGCCAACCCUGACUACCACUAACAAUACUACCACUACUAAUGACAAUACUGCCACCACCACUACUAGCAACAAUACUACUACCACUAGCACUAACAAUACUGCCACCACCCCCACUACUAACGACAAUACUAUCACCACUACUACUAACAAUACUACUACCAACGACAAUACUACCACUAACAAUACUAACAAUACCAACUUGAUGUCUAGUGAGUUAGCUUUGCGUGGCACUUUAUUACAACGCUUUAUUGAAGUAGAACGGGCCAUUACUCGCAUCAAGGCAUCCUCGCAAGUGGCAGAAGAGCUCGAGUAUUUGCUAUUCACCGAUAAGGACUCUCUUUUCGUUGCCAUGCUCUGUGAGCGACUAAACCUACUCGAUGGCUCCGGCGAAUAA
This is a messenger RNA of Nematocida homosporus, 2322 nucleotides long. RefSeq lists its product as uncharacterized. The coding region runs from base 1 to 2322 and encodes 773 amino acids. Lineage: Eukaryota; Fungi; Microsporidia. The record is from RefSeq and is a predicted model, not a curated record. The transcript has a single exon.